Molecule: messenger RNA, 2978 nt
Organism: Seriola aureovittata
Lineage: Eukaryota; Metazoa; Chordata; Actinopteri; Carangiformes; Carangidae
Gene: ascl1b
Product: achaete-scute family bHLH transcription factor 1b
Exons: 1
Coding region: 1460-2074 (204 amino acids)
Biological process (GO): neuron differentiation; positive regulation of transcription by RNA polymerase II; sensory organ development
Cellular component (GO): RNA polymerase II transcription regulator complex
Molecular function (GO): RNA polymerase II transcription regulatory region sequence-specific DNA binding; protein dimerization activity; DNA-binding transcription factor activity, RNA polymerase II-specific
Source: RefSeq, a predicted model, not a curated record
UGAAAGUUUUCCCUUUAUUUUAGCACUCUUGUUUAUAUGAAUUUAUGGUGUCCUGUGAACUCAUAUGGACUUAUUAUAGUCAAGAGUAGUCUCAGCCCAGAGAAAGAAAUGAUUCACAUCCGGCUGUCAGGGAAUCCACCUCUCCAUGAAUUAAACAGACUAGAAGAAAGCACAAAACUUGAGUUGCAGGAAGUAAUUGCUUUUAUUCGCCGCCAGAGGCCGCAAGUGUCCCAUAUGUAUUAUAUGUGCGACUGACUUCACGUCUCAACACACUAUUGCUCUGCUGGAGUUUGCUGGUAAUGAGACUUUUCCACAAUCAAAACGUUUUUCGAAGAGCUUUUGACAAUACUCAAUUAAACUAAGUCUGAAUUUAAAAAAAAAACCUAAUGCUACUUAAAUCGGUACAAAUGCAAAACUAGAGGAGGAAGAUGUGUUUAACUGUCCGGUCAGAUGUGGUGCUGAAAUGCACUGGGUUUGGCUUUCACCGUGUGGUCCCGAUGAACGUACAAAAGAGAAUAUACAGCAGAGAAAGGAGUUUAAGAGCCUACAGGAUUGAACAAGACUUUGCAGAGAUAACCCGUCAAACAUGUGCCAACAAAGUGGACCUGCGGGGAACUGAGGUGAGAGGUAACUGCAAUAUGCUGAUCCGGACGCCUGCAUGUGAUAAACAUGAUGUUUACUCUUAAAUUGACGCGCGCCCCUUUGCAAGCUUUAUAAGUGCCAAUUAUUGUGCUCAGAGACACGCUUGCAAUUUAUUUAGUUGUGUAAAGCUGUAGCCUAGAUACAAGAGAGAGCGUCCUUGGUAUUUGUGAUUGUAAAGAGCCAGAGGAGAAAGAUGGCCGAGGGGGGAAGACUGAUAAUUUGAAGACUUGCCAGGGGUACAUUGUCAAAUUCAAAAGGCAUUUCAAAGAACCAAUCCAUUCACUUUUUCAUUCUCUCUUCUUUUUUUCUUCCUUCUCUGUCUUUUUUUCCCCUCCUUUCUUUCUUUUCGCACGGUUGCAGGCCGUUUGAAUCGACCAAUGGGCCUUCAAGUUAGAGACAUUGGAAUGUAAAUGAGCCCAGCGCGUGCUCCCGGCGCAGUGAAAGCUCGGGAUUGUUUAUUGAGCUCCCGGAGCCACGCGCCUGGCCCGGGGGAGUCGGCGUGCAGAAGAAUCACACAGCGGGGGCGGGGCCUCGCCACGAAGCGUGCGUCUCCGAAAAAAAAAAAAAAGGGGUGGGUUGGGGCGCGUGUUGAAAAAGAGGAGUGCUGCCAAAGUUUGGGUCAGAUCGGCUCGUGGAGUAAGCAGUGAAGAGAGACUUGGACUAGAGUUAGCCACACGGUGCCCACGCGAAGGACACGAGAGCUGUGCACUGCCAACCCUCUCUGCUCUUCCUCCUCUUCUAGUCCCACACUCUUUGGGCCCCGCACUCGCCCCCUGCAUCCAUCACUUCACAACAACUGUCAACAACUGUCAGCGAGAUGGAAACUACAACCAUCACCACCACGCAGACUGCAUUUACCUUUGGACUUACUGAAAGAUGCGCCAGCAUCAGCCUGCAUGCCCCGGCCCAGGACUGCGCCGUCCCCGCCGUGCACCCCAACAACACCAGCGCUGCCGACUACCAAAGCAAAACCAAGGUGCUGAAGAGACAGCGCUCCAGCUCGCCGGAGCUCCUGCGCUGCAAGCGGCGCCUGAGCUUCAAUGGCCUCGGCUACUCCAUCCCUCAGCAGCAGCCCGUGGCCGUAGCCCGGCGGAACGAAAGAGAGAGGAACCGGGUCAAACAGGUUAACAUGGGUUUCCAGACGCUGCGUCAACAUGUGCCCAAUGGUGCCGCCAACAAGAAGAUGAGCAAAGUGGAGACCCUGAGGUCAGCGGUGGAGUACAUCAGGGCUUUACAGCAACUCCUGGACGAACAUGACGCCGUGUCGGCUGCUUUCCAGUGCGGGCUGCCAUCCCCAACACUUUCCAACAGCUACUCUGCCGACCCGGAGUCGCCUCACUCCACCUACUCAUCAGAUGAAGGUGGCUACGAGCCUCUGAGCUCCGAGGAACAGGAGCUGUUGGACUUUACAACCUGGUUCGACAGGUACUGAGAGUGACAGCGUCAACCCCACACAGCAGCGUCUGUGCGUAAAAGCAGCUGACUUCUUUCAGAAAUGCUCACAAAGACUUGAUGAAGGCGUCAGAUCCGUCUCGCCCACGGUGCUUGGAAGUGAUCUGUUGCCUCCCUCCCUCACGCGGGCUGCUUCUGCAGGAGCAAAGCAAUAGUGAGAAAGAGAGAGAGAGAGAGAGAGAGAGAGAGAGAGAGAGAGAGAGAGGGGGGAGAGAGGGAGCCUCUUGUUGCAUAGAGCAUAAAUAGUCGCCCUGAAGUCCCCACAAGAAGGAGGGAGUUGGACUCACUGGAAGUAAAGAACUGUUGAUGUCAUGCUUGAAUAAGUGCAAUUAAUACGUGAUACAGCAGCAGGCUCUGUAGAGACGGUGCUGUGGCUCCAGAGGACUUGUUUGAUGAGUGUUUCAUCAGAGCAGGACUGCCUUCCUCUGCUGCCACAUCUGUUGGAAGACACAACAAAGAUGAUGCGUCAACAGACUUUCUUACGUGAUGUACAUUACCCCCCCAUCCCUCCUCCUUUCAUAACAAAACUGUAUCAUACAACGAAAUGUUUUACCAUGAAGACAUAUUUUUGUACAUUGAGUCAGACAAACAAUGUUCUUGAACAACAUUCACUGCCACUUUUCCUGACAGUGUUUUGAGAACCAGCUGUCAGAAAAGCAGUUGUUAGCAUGUAUGAGUUGUGUGACUGGACAGCAAUAUCAAGGCUACUACCUGUGACAGAUUGUAGUUGUUUUGUUUUGUUUUUUAAUAGGUGGUAAGGACACCUUUAUUAAUGUAUGCACUUGUUCUCCAUUUUCCGUAGCCUAAAAUGUAAAUAUUUGAUUUUAACAGAUAUAUUUUGUGUAAAACAAGUUUUAUAAAUAAAUAUGAAUCUAUUUAUAUUA